Molecule: messenger RNA, 9435 nt
Organism: Penicillium alfredii
Lineage: Eukaryota; Fungi; Ascomycota; Eurotiomycetes; Eurotiales; Aspergillaceae
Product: membrane morphogenesis protein VPS13
Exons: 5
Coding region: 1-9435 (3144 amino acids)
Biological process (GO): mitochondrion organization; protein targeting to vacuole; late endosome to vacuole transport
Cellular component (GO): extrinsic component of membrane
Source: RefSeq, a predicted model, not a curated record
AUGUUAGAAGGCCUGGUUGCCAACCUUCUCAAUCGCUUUCUAGGGAUCUACGUCAAGAACUUCGAUGCGAAACAGCUCAACAUCGGAAUCUGGUCCGGCGAUGUCAAACUGCGCAACCUCGAGUUGCGUCGGGAGGCACUCGACCAGCUCCAUCUGCCCUUGAACGUUGUCGGGGGUCAUCUGGGUGAGCUCACAUUAUCGAUCCCAUGGUCCAAUUUGAGAGGGAAACCCGUGAAGGUCGAUAUCGAAGAUGUCUUCUUGCUCGCAGCCCCGAAGGAAGAUGCGGAUUAUGACGCGGAGGAAGAAGAAAAGAGAGAGCACGCGUUGAAGAUGGACAAGAUUGAGAGCGCCGAGAUCCUGCGCGAACGAAAUGCUGAAGGCAUGAGCCAGGAAGAGCAGCGGCGGAACCAGAGCUUUACUCAGAGCAUGGUCACUGCGGUGGUGGAUAACCUGCAGAUCUCGAUCAAGAACGUGCAUUUCCGCUACGAAGACUCAAUCGCUUCUCCUGGUCAUCCGUUCGCCGUCGGUCUGACGUUGAAAGAGCUCAGCGCGGUCAGCACCGACUCGGAGUGGAACCCAACCUUCAUUCAAUCCACCUCGGGCACGACGCACAAAUUGGCCGUCCUUGGUGCUCUAUCCGUAUACUGGAACACCGAUGCGACUCUUCUGGGAACUGGAAGAGGGUCUGAUAUUGGUGCCGAGGCACAAGGAAUCAGCCAUGACGACCUCAUGGAAAAGCUUCGAACAUCCAUCGACAGCGACGAAGGAAAUCAGUUCAUGCUUCGUCCCGUCAGUGGGCGUGCAGGGUUGGAGCUCGAUAAAUCGGGCAAAUAUGAUCGCCCCGCCGUCAAAGCACGCUUGUUGUUUGAUGAACUCGGCUUCGUUUUGGAUGACAACCAAUACCGGGAUGCCUUGAUGCUGGUGGACCUGUUCCACUAUUUCAUCCGUCACCAAGAGUACAAACGCUUCCAACCCAAAGUCACACCCAAGCAAGACCCCCGUGCUUGGAUGCGAUUUGCCGGAGAGGCCGUCCUCAGCAAAAUCCACGAUCGCAACAGACGAUGGACGUGGGACUACAUUAAGGAGCGCAGGGAUGACCGUAUAGCAUACAUCAACUUUUUCAAGAAGCAGAAACGAGAAGAAGCCUUUACGCCGGAUGAGAAAAAGGAGCUGGAACGGCUGGAAUGGAAACUCAGCUACGAGGAUAUCCGGUUCUGGCGAUCACUGGCACGAAAUCAGCUCCGGAAAGAGAAUGUCGGUAUUCAAAAGCCUGCGCGCCAACAAACCUGGUCGGAAUGGAUCUGGGGCGCACCCAAGGAGGAGGAGUCUGAAGAAACAGCCAUGACCGAAGAGCAGCGACAGGAGCUCUAUAACGCCAUUGACUGGGAUGAAAAGAAGGCGCUUUCUGAGAGCGUUGACGUUCCCCGCGAAUGGGUCAAGCUUCAAGUCAAUUGGAGUCUUCGUGCGGGUAGCUUUACCUUGAAAAAGGAUCCACACGGAGCAGCAAACGAAGUGAUGAAGCUGGUUUUCGACAAUUUCCGAGCCAAAGCUCUUCAGCGUCCAGACUCCUACCUUCUUGAUCUAGACCUCGGAGGCUUGAAGAUGUACGACGGCACGACCGCGGGGAGCCUUUACCCUCAGAUUGUCAAGGUCAAGGAUUCGCUCCCCGAGUCAGCAAAAGGCCAAACAGACGACGACGACCUGGCUUCUCAGACCAGUGCAGAUGUUAUCGAAGAUGAAGAUAGCCUCUUCCAUUUACAGCUGGAGAAGAACCCGCUGGAAAGCGAUGCCGAUUCGGCUGUCAAAGUCAAGCUGAAGAGUAUCGAGGUUAUAUACAACCCGCGAUUCCUUGUGGGGAUAGUCAAGUUCUUCGAACCACCAGAGCGGCACAUGGAGUCGAUCGGGGCCCUUUUGGACACCGCAGGAGCCACAGUCGAGGGACUGCGGCAGCAAACCCGAGCAGGCUUGGAGUUUGCUUUGCAGGAGCACAAGAAGGUUGACGCGCAGUUUGAUGUCCACGCGCCCUUGAUCAUUGUGCCAGAGAGUAUCACCCAAGAAAGCUCACUCUGCUUAAUUCUGGAUGCGGGUCACGCCAGUGUUAACAGCGAGCUGGUCGAUCGUCAGGCGAUGCGGGAUCUCCAGUCCAAACAAAAGCGGCAAUAUGAAGAAGAGGACUACAAGCAGCUCGAGCAUCUACUUUAUGAUCGAUUCUUGAUCAAGCUCGAUUCCACGCAGCUUUUGAUCGGACCUGGCGUUGAGGCGACGAAAGCACAACUCACCUCUACUGUCGAAUCCAAGAACUUCCAUAUCAUUGAUCGCAUCAACGUGGAUUUUGUUCUGGAGAUGUGCAUUGUUCCGAAAGUGACGCAACUUACCCGGACACGCAUAUCGGGACACCUGCCGGAACUCCAUGCUUCCAUGUCUGACACCAAGUACAAAGGCCUCAUGAAGCUGAUCGAUAUUGCAAUUCCUCAGUUUGACGAUGGCAAACAGUCAUCUGACCCAGCAACGGCUGCGGCUGCGGCCAAGGAAGAAGAAGCGGCAAUCGCCACAAGGGCCAGAUCAGCAUCUUUUCAACCUGCAGUUCGACGGGAUUUACCUGUUGUGGACGAUGAUUUGGAAGCCGAAGCGGACAAUGACCAGAACCAGAAAAGUCUGGAUACUCCGGCGAACAUUCACCGACGCGACUUUGAGUUCAAAUUUACCGUUGGCUGUCUACGUGGUUCUCUUUUCCGCUCCGACUCUAAUGAUCCGCAACGGGAUCAUUUAUUGGUUGAGCUGGUUGCUGAAGGCUUUGAGCUGGACUACUACAUGCGCCCUUAUGACAUGGUUGCCGAGGUAAUUCUCAAGUCUUUGAGUGUGGACGACUACAUCGAGGAGAACCCAGUUCCAGAAUUUAAGAGAAUUAUUUCGUCAAAGGGGUUCAACGCCGACGAAGACAAAGAUCUCUUCCACCUGAAGAUGGUUCGGGUGAAGCCUGAGUCUCCUGAAUUCGAAUCAACAUACGAAGGCGUGGGCAUGAAUCUUGACAUAUCGGUGUCGACAAUUAAUCUCGUCGUGACAAGAAAGACUCUUCUUACGCUUUUGGACUUCAUCCUUCAUACCUUUACAAGCCCUCAACAACCGGCUGAUGAAAGCGCGCACCCAGACAAGGCCAUACAAGGCCCAGCCAACGUGGCGCAGGAGCCCCAACAAGCCGGGAAGCUUCGGAUCAAGUCGAACUUGAAGAGUAUUGCUUUGGUUCUGAACAAUGAUGGUGUUCGCCUGGCGACUUUGAGUCUUAAUACCGCUGAUGUUGGAAUCUUCCUUGUGGGCCGCUCUAUGGUCAUCCAGUCCCGGAUAGGCAGCUUGACCCUGGUUGACGAUGUCAACCUAGGGGCUCCAGAAGAGUCUGAUGUCCGGCGUCUGCUGACCAUCGAGGGAGACAACUUUGCGGAUUUCAAGUAUGAGACCUUUGAUCCAGACAGCGACACGUACCCCGGAUAUGACUCCGAGGUCUACUUGCGAUCUGGUUCCAUCAAGAUUAACUUCCUCGAGGAGCCCUACCGGAAAAUCAUCAACUUCCUUGUCAAGUUUGGCAAGAUGCAAGCCAUAUUCAAUGCCGCUCGCCAGGCCGCAGCGAACCAGGCCAACCAGCUGCAGGAGAAUGCCUCGCGGAUGCGGUUCGACAUUGUGGUUAAGACUCCUAUCUUGGUGUUCCCACGAGUGAUGGCAGAUGAUAGACCCCGCGACACAAUCACUGCUCACCUGGGUGAGAUCUAUGCAAAGAAUGACUUUGUGCCUAUGGACGAUGCUAGGGAUAGCCCCGCCGUGAAUGUUAUCUCUACUGGUGUACGCAAUAUCCGCCUCACCUCAAAGUUCCAUUUCGAAGACGGCGGGGCCGAAGAACUGGAAAUGAUCCAGAAGGUGAACCUGGACUUCAGCAUAUGCUAUUCGGAGCACCAGCCGAACAACCCACGCUCGGAUAUGGAAGUCGAAGGCUCUUUAUCUCCUAUCAACCUUCGGAUUUCGCAAAGUCAACUCAAGUUCUUGCUGGCACUGUCCAAAUCGAUACCGGGUGCUUUUGCAACCGAUGCCGAACAGCAACAGCUCGAGGCUAUGGAGUCUUUGCCCUCAUCUGUGACCGAGCCUACAAGGGAAGCCACUUCCAAGGCCGUCCAGGCACAAGGAGCACCCGCCGAUGCCAGCAAAACCCAGGAAACAUGGGUGCGGCUGGAUAUGAUCUUCAAGGUUGAUAGCGUUGGACUCGAGCUUAUCCUGGCAAAUGACAACCAACCGGUUGGUCGCUUGGAGGACUCUAGCUUAUCCAAGUUCUCUCUCAAUGACACCAGAGUCAAGCUCCGCAUGCUGACAGAUGGGUCGCUGGAGUCGGAGCUCCUCAUCCAUUCGUUCUCAAUUCGAGAUAGCCGCAAACAGGACACGAACAAGUUUAGAAACAUAAUGUCCUUGAUCAACAAUGACGUGAAGCAGCAGUUCUUGGCUAGCGUCUCCAUGUCUCCAGGGCCUGACAAGCAUCUGAUCGCGAUGUUGACCAUCGAUAGUCCUCGCAUUAUGUUCGCUCUGGAUUAUCUGUCCGCUCUUCAGUCAUUCAGUCAAUCUGCAUUUGCUACCGACGAACCGACUGAAGCCGUGGAGGAAGACUCUGAAACACCCGAGGAGUCAGAAGUAGGAUCUGUUGCAGCUGCCAACAGUGAUCAAACCACGACUGAGGCAUCGGGUGGAGAUGCUGCCGGUGGAACGACGACUGUGUCUUUCCGGGUGAACCUGGUUGACGCCCAAGUUAUCAUGGUGGCUAACCCAGCAAUCCCCCACUCUGAGGCCAUCGUUCUUGGGACCAAAGAAAUACUCAUUUCCCACCAGAAUGUCUCAACCUUGCAGAUCGAAAAGGUCGGCAUGUUUUUGUGCCGCAUGGACAAGUUUGAGACCAGCCGGCUCCGAAUUCUGGAUGAUUUCACCGUGGAAAUAACCGUGGAUAGCCGACCGCAAGAAAAGGGAUCUGCGUUGACUUCGAUCGGGGUGCACGUCGAGCCACUGGUUCUUCGAUUGUCGCUGCGAGACAUCUUGAUGGCAAUCCAAAUUGUCAACAAGGCCUCCGAGAUGAGGGCUCGAAAUACUCAGCAGAUCGAGGGCGGAGAAGCAAAAAAACUUCCGGAUGGUAAAGGCACGAGAGGACGAUCUGCCAGCAAAACGUCUGCGACUAUGGCUACUAGAACCCGGCGGCGCGUCAGCCAAACAGUCGAGACCAUCGACAAGAAAAUUGCUCCGCAGAGCUCGGCUGUUCUCAAGCGCGAGGAGUUGUCCGCCAAGGUCGACGGUGUUAGAGUCAUUCUCAUCGGUGACUUGCAUGACCUGCCUCUCCUGGAUUGGAGUGUCAAAAAGUUCAACGUGGAUGUGCGGGACUGGUCAUCAACACUCAACGCUGACACGAACUUCGAGACAUUCCUUAAUGUGUACAACUUCUCCAAGUCGUCCUGGGAGCCAUUCAUUGAGCCAUGGCAACUGGGCUUCCACAUGGCCAAGGAAGUUAACCCAGAUGUUCUCUCGAUUGAUGCCUACUCGCACAAAACCAUGGAGCUCACGGUGACAUCAGCCACAAUUGCACUUGCGUCCAAGUCCUUCCAGUUCCUCUCCACCGAUGAAGACGUUCUCUCCAAGCCAAGAGGCGCAGAUGCCCCUUACAGAAUUCGCAACUACACUGGCUUUGACCUUCGGGUAUGGGCUGAUGUCAGUGCUGGAGAGGAUGGACCGGCAGCGAAAUUGAGCGAUGGAGAGGAAUCCCCAUGGCGAUUUGAGGAUUCAACGGCUGUCCGAGAGACUCUUAAUCCAGAAGGCCAUGCCGGUGUGGUAGGGGUCAAGCUGGAAGGAAGUGGGUUUGACAGUAUCAGCCGAAUCCCUGUUGUGAGAGAGGGCGAGGUUGUUUACAGUCUCAAACCCAAACAAGAGCAUGUCCUUCACCGGCUGCUCGUCGAGGUCAAGCUGGGCGCCGACAACGUCAAGUAUAUCACCUUCCGCUCGCCGCUCCUGGUCGAAAACAAUACGCAGAUCCCGGUGGAACUUGGGGUCUUCAGCCCCGGUGAUGGGCACCUCUUGAAGAUUGAGAAGGUUCUACCUGGUGAUGCCCGACCAGCGCCAGUUGGAUCGGCGUACCUUCAUUCUGUGGUCGUUCGUCCUGACCAGGGCUUUGGUUAUGACUGGUCGAACGAGCAACUGUUUUGGAAGGAUCUUAUGCGGCGACCCACCCGAACGGUCAAGUGUGUCAGUGAAAAUGGGCAGCAGUCACCGCCCUUCUAUUUCCAGGUGAACGCGACCUACGAUAACAAGGACUCGCUUACAAGCAUUUACCCCUACAUGAGGAUCAGGAUCUUUGCUCCUGUGGAGAUUCAAAACUUGCUGCCCUACGACUUCAAGUAUCGCAUAUAUGACAAGAAUACGAAGAAGGACUGGACAAACUUCUUGCGAAAGGGGGUCAUUGACCUGGAAGAUACAGUCUUCCGGCAGAGCGAAUUCGCCAUCGUCAACGGGAAUGCUCAGGACUAUCGCAGAGAGCACACCCUGUCCCUGAAAGAUGAGCGGGGUCUUCAGCUGAAGUUGAAACUCCAUUACUUCAACAUUCCCGACAGUGGCGGUGCUUUCAAGGUCUCUGUUUACAGUCCAUACCUGGUCUUGAACAAGACAGGGCUUCCCAUGGAUAUCCAAAGCAAGGCUUUUCUGCAGUCUGCGCGAAAUGCCGCGGGACAGGGCCUUAGAGCGGACCCGAGAGAUGGUGGCCACGCACUCCCCUACAUGUAUUCAUACGCCACCGAAGACCAACGGAACCGGUCUAUCUUGAAGGUCGGUGAUUCUGCGUGGAGCAAGCCGCAAAGUUUCGAGGCCAUCGGUAGCACCUUUGAGGUCGUCUUCCCCGACCGACAAGGCAGAUCCGAGUUCCAUUCCGGUGUGUCUGUUGUCGAAGGCGAGGGCAAAUAUAAGUUGACCAAGGUGGUCACCAUCGCGCCACGGUUCAUUCUGAAGAGCAAGCUCAGUGAAGAUCUUCUGGUGCGCGAGCCAGGCUCGUCCAAUGUUCUGCAGAUCAAGAGCGGAGAGUUGGUCCCACUUCACUUUCUCCGGCAAGUGGCCGAGAAACAACUCUGUCUGUGCUUCCCAGGCGUCAACAACCAAUGGUCAUCUCCCUUUAACAUUGCCGAUGUUGGAACUGUCCAUGUCAAGCUGGCUAAGGCGAACCAGCGCCAGAAGCUGAUCAAGGCGGAUGUCGUCAUGGAGGGUGCGACGCUGUUCUUGCACUUCAGUUUCGAAACCCGGAACUGGCCUUUCUCGAUGCGCAACGAGAGCGAUAUGGAGUUCAUCUUCUACCAAGCCAAUCCGAAUGUGGAAGAUGACGAGGACGACCAGACCAGUGGCUGGCGUCCUAUUCGGUAUCGCUUGCCGCCACGGAGCAUCAUGCCUUAUGCAUGGGACUAUCCGGCGACCAAAAACAAGUCUCUUGUGUUGACUUGCCAAGGAAAGGAACGGCAUAUCAAGCUUGCUGAGAUAGGCAAUUUGAUUCCGAUGCGCAUCCCGCCCACGCAGCCUGGUGGAUAUCAGAAGAUCAUCGAUAUCAAUAUUGUUGCCGAUGGUCCCACCCAAUCGCUUGUGCUGUCGAACUUCAAGCCGUCAAAGAGCAUGUACAAACAGCGGAAUGGGCAAUCAUCGCAGACCAGCACGAACACUGGCUUCGAGGUCAAGGAAAUGAGUUCUGAUGUGAACUUCAAGGCCCAGCUUCGCCUAGGAGGCAUUGGGAUUUCUUUGAUCAACCAGAACCUGAAGGAACUGCUAUAUCUCACAUUUCGUGAGAUUGAGAUCAAGUACAGGGAGUCGAGGCUGUACCAGACCCUUAAUACUACGAUCAAGUGGAUCCAGAUCGACAACCAGCUGUAUGGUGGUAUUUUCCCCAUCUUGCUGUAUCCCAGUGUGGUUCCAAAGACCGGCAAGGAAAUGGAAGCCCACCCGAUUUUCCACGUGAUGGUUACUAGGGUCAAGGAUGACUCGUACGGUGUUCUCUACAUCAAGUAUGCGACAUUGCUCCUGCAACAGAUGACGCUCGAGCUGGACGAGGACUUUGUCCUCGCUAUGCUGGACUUCGUCAAGAUCCCGGGCGCGUCGUGGACCGAGGCCCAGGAGGGCAAGCUAUGCGAUGAGGACCUCAACAUUCCGGAGCCGCAACAGGCAGAGGCUGGGCAGGAUGUGUACUUUGAGCUUCUUCAUCUGCAGCCCAUGCAACUGGACAUUUCCUUCAUGCGGACUGAGCGUGUCAAUGUGGAAGACGCGAUGCAGCCGUCCAACCCGCUCAUGUUCUUUGUCAAUGCCAUGACCAUGUCGAUGGGUAACGUCAACGACGCACCUGUUCGACUCAAUGCUCUGAUGCUGGAGAACGCCCGCGUUUCCUUCGGACGGUUAGUGAGCAACGUCCGCGCGCACUACACCCAGGAAUUCUUGCGCCAGGUUCAUAUCAUUCUUGGAUCGGCCGACUUCCUUGGAAACCCAGUCGGUCUUUUCAACAACGUCAGCUCCGGUGUUGCCGCUAUUUUCUACGAGCCAUAUCAGGGUCUGGUGAUGACGGACCGACCCCAAGAGCUGGGCUACGGCAUUGCAAAGGGAGCCACCAGCUUUGUCAAAAAAUCCGUCUUUGGAUUCUCGGACAGUAUGGCUAAGUUCACCGGAAGUAUGUCCAAGGGUCUCACCGCUGCAACCCUCGACAAGGAGUUCCAGAACCAGCGUCGUAUGUCCAAGGCUCGCAACCGCCCUAAGCAUGCGUUGUAUGGUAUCACGGCCGGUGGCAAUGCAUUCGCGAACAGCUUGGCCAGUGGCAUUGGCGGACUGGCACGCCAUCCGCUGCAAGGUGCCGAGAAGGAAGGCCUCCAAGGGUUCUUCAAGGGCGUCGGAAAAGGUGUUUUAGGACUAGCUACCAAGCCCGCCAUUGGCGCGUUUGAUCUUGCUUCCAAUCUCGCGGAAGGCGUUCGCAACACCACCACAGUCUUCGAUGCUGAAGGUCUCGACCGUGUACGACUCACUCGUUUCAUCGGGACCGACGGGAUUGUUCGCCCGUACUCGCAGCGGGAAGCGCUUGGCCAGUUCUGGCUCAAGACCACGGAAGAUGGCAAGUACUUCAACGAAGACUACAUUGCGCAUCUGGAACUCCCUGGUCGGGACAUGCUGGUCAUGUUGACCUACGCGCGGAUCAUGCUUGUGCGGACUAAGAAGCUCGCCACCGAAUGGGACAUUCGUCUCACCGAUAUCCAAACCAUCUCCAAGGAGCGCACGGGCAUGAGCAUCACGCUCAAGGGCGGUGCCAAUGGGCCUUUCAUCCCAGUUCAGGAUGAGAGUGCGCGCAACUGGUUGUACAGGCAAAUUGCCGUUGCGGUCAACGCUUUCAAUGAGAAGUAUAAUGGAAGGGGAUAG